Messenger RNA from Darwinula stevensoni, 1545 nucleotides. The record is from the annotation of a GenBank genome assembly. Lineage: Eukaryota; Metazoa; Arthropoda; Ostracoda; Podocopida; Darwinulidae.
AUGUCGUUUCCGGGGGGAGACGAAAGCUCUAGACAGGAAUGCUGUGGUGCAGGGAUGAAGGAGAUCCUGAAGGGUCUGGACGGGCGGAUGAAGUCCGGAGAACUGACGGCCGUCAUGGGACCGAGCGGAUCGGGGAAGAGCAGCCUCAUGAACAUUCUCGCCGGAUAUAGACAGAAGGACGUGACUGGAAAGGUAGAAGUGAAUGGACGAGAAAGAAACCUUCACAUGUUUCGCCACCAGAGCUGCUACAUCCCUCAGGAGGACCAAGUGAUUCCUACGCUUACAGUAAUGGAAUCAAUGCUCUUUGCCGCUGGCCUAAAACUCCCGAGCUCCUUGUCUUUCAAAGACAAAUACUCUUCUGUCGUGGAGAUCCUGCAGCAUUUAGGGAUGCAGGACUGUGCGAGGACAAGGGCAUCGUUUCUGUCGGGUGGACAGAGGAAGCGACUUUGCAUCGCCCUCGAGCUUCUUGCCGAUCCCCCUAUCCUCUUCCUCGACGAACCCACCAGUGGACUAGACAGCUCUACUUGUCUGCAAUGCGUGACCCUGCUGAAAAUGUUGGCACGCGAGGGACGAACCGUGAUCUGCACAGUCCACCACCCGAGCGUGAAGAUCCUGGAGAUGUUCGAUCAUCUGAUUCUCCUCGCCGAUGGCCGCUGUCUUUACAACGGCACCAUCUCCUCGCUGGUGCCUUACUUUCGCCAGUUCGACCUUCAUUGCCCUCCGUAUCACAAUCCAGCAGACUUUGUGGUAGAAGUGGCAGCAGGCCUCUACGGGAGAGAGGCCAUGACGGUCCUAUCCGAUGCAGCCAAAGCAGAUGCUGCACUGCCCGUCGCGCUGGAGGAACCUGAUCCGCACGCUCCCUCGAACGCCGACAGUAAGUCUUCGAAUGACUCUCAUAGGCUAUGGGGAAGGGUGAAGAACAUGCUGGAGACGAGACCGGAGGUGGUCGGCGAUGUCACGACCGACUACCCCGUGUCGUUCGCGACCCAGGUGAAGUAUUUAUAUAUGCGAUGUCUCAAGACAACGAGCAGGGAUUUGUGGCUACUGCACGUUCGAGUUGCGACCCACGUCAUGGUCGGUCUCUUCAUGGGAAUCUUCUUCUACGGCAAGGGCGACGAUGCCUCGAGCAUGUACCAAAACGUCAGCUCGCUCUUCUUCACCAUCCUUUUCGUCUUCUUCGCCGCUAUGAUGCCUACCAUCGCGGCAGUGUUCGUGGGUGUAGCAGUCUUAGCACCGUUUCUCCUGUUCUCGGGGUUCUUCUUGAGCGUGAAGGCGUUACCGAAAUACAUGAGCUGGGUUUCCCACCUCUCCUUCCUCAAAUACUACUUCGAAGGGACGAUGGUGUGCAUCUACGGCUACAACCGAUCUGACCUCGUGUGCAAUCAGCCCUUUUGUCAGUUCAAGGAUCCUGACAAAUUCUUGAAGGAGUUGGACCUGCAGGACAACGUGUACUGGAUCGAUUUCUGGGUUCUCGUUCUUUACAACGUCGUUCUGCGUUUUGUGUCUUACUUUGUCCUUCGAUGGAAGCUUCAUCAUUCCCUGUGA